UCUCAGUGUUGUCAGAGGAGUGAAGAUGUCGAGGUGACACUCACAUGUUUGAGCUCCAGUCUUCAGCCAUGCCACGGAAGUCUUGGAUUGAGGAAACAUUCCUCAAGAGAGAGUGUGUGAAGUUUAUCCCUUCCUCUCGGGACCUACACAGAUGUGCUCCAGUGUGUCAAGUGUGCCAAAAUUUAAUCAGAUGCUGCUGUGGGCGCUUGAUGGGGGAACACUCUUGGAAAGAGUCCCCUCCCCCCGUAUCGCUUCAUCCUGGACCCGGACAGGACCUGGAAGAAGAGGACUGGUCCGUCGAGCUUCACACCAAAGCCAGUCCCACAAAUGCCUACGGGAUCGUGGACUUUGAGGACACUGCCACACGGGUCUGCCGGGCCAAGUAUGUCCGUGUGGCGGUGGACUCGAAGCCGGAGGCGCUGCUCCAGCUGAUGCUGAGGGAGUGGCAGAUGGAGAGACCCAAGUUACUACUGACCGUCCAGGGAGGCUCAGAAAACUUCAGCCUGCCCCCGAAAGUCGAGCAGGCGUUCAGCAAAGGGCUGAUGACGGCCGCCCUCAGCACAGGGGCGUGGAUACUCACUGACGGCAUUAAUACAGGUGUAUCUAAGUACGUGGGCGAGGCGCAGAAAACAUUCGGGGGCCCUGACCUGAGGAAGAGAAACACAGUCGGCAUCACGCCGUGGGGAGUCAUUGACAACAACACAAGCCUGAUCGGUCGAGAUGUGUUCAGGCCCUACCAGCCGCUGGGGAACCCUCUGAGCAAGAGGGCCUGUCUUAAUGGUUUCCACUCUCACUUCCUGUUGGUGGACGAUGGAACGCUGGGGAAACACGGCUGCCAACAAGGCGUCAGGCAGAAGCUCGAGAAACACAUCCAGCUACAGAAGAUACACCCUCGCCUGAACCAAGGAGUGCCUGUGGUGUGUGUGGUGGUGGAGGGAGGCCCGGCCAUUAUCUCCAAUGUGUUGGAGUAUGUGAGCAGCGUUCCCCCUGUGCCGGUGUUUGUGUUUGAGGGAUCCGGCAGGGCUGCCGACCUGCUCGCCUUCCUACACAAGCAGACUGCUGUUGACAGGCAGUUGGACGCCGACAUUAGGGAGGACUUCCUCGUCAGGAUCGGGAAUGUGUUCGGAGUCGACAGAGCGGAGGCCUCUCAGCUCUACAGCCUCCUCCUGCAGUGCAUGGCUCACAGGCAGUCUAUAACCAUCUUUGACUCAGAGUCAGAGGAGCACAUGACGCCCGAUGCAGCCAUUCUGACAACUACUCUCAAAGGCACCAAGGCGAGUCCUGCAGAGCAGCUCAGCAUGGCUCUGGCCUGGGACAGGGCGGACAUCGCACAGAAAGAUGUCCUGGUGUACGGACAGCACUGGCAGGUGGGUUCCUUGGAGCAGGCCAUGCUGGACGCCGUGGUGAUGGAUCGGGUCAGUUUUGUCAAACUGCUCAUCGACAACGGCAUGACCAUGAGCCGCUUCCUCACUGUGGAUCGCCUGGAGGAGCUCUAUAACACGCCGCAGGCGCAGACGGACCGUUUCCUCCACCACCUCGUAGAAGAUGUGAAACAGACUUCUCUUCCCAUAGGUUACCGUCUUUCUCUCAUCGACAUCGGCCUGGUGAUAGAGUACCUCAUAGGAGGAGCGUACCGCAGCACCUACACACGGAAACACUUCAGAGCCGCGUACGUCCGCCUGCAGGACAAGGAUGGUCGACGGGACAGCUCCACCUCUUUGUCUAAACAGAGACGGGGGUUAAUACUCAACUCGAGCAGGGUCAGGAGUCCCCAGAACCUGCAGUUCUUCAGAACCGCUCAGCCGUACAAACCCAAGGAGCAGGGUGAGUCCCCCGGGAGCAGUCCAGAGAUCACGCUGAGCCCCGGCCUUGGUGACCCUCCGCUGCUGGUUGCCUUCAACUUCAACGACCUGUUCGUGUGGGCCGUGCUCCACCAGCGGCAGCAGAUGGCUCUGUUCCUUUGGCAGCAUGGCGAAGAGGCGCUGGCACGUGCCACGGUGGCCUGUAAGCUUUACCGCUCCAUGGCUUUCGAAGCCCGUCAGAGCAGCAUGGACGACAACAUGGCAGAGCGGUUCAAGACAUAUUCACUCGAGUUCGGUCGGCUGGCCGUGGACGUGUUGGACUGUGCGUUUCGUCAGAACGAGCAGAUGGCCAUGAAGCUGCUGACUUCAGAGAUGGAGGCAUGGAGCCACUUCACCUGUCUGCAGAUGGCUGUCUCCUCGUGUCACAGACCAUUCGUGUCACACUCCUGCACACAGACCCUGCUCACAGAUCUCUGGACUGGUCCGCUCAACAUGAGGAAAAACUCCCACCUGAAGAUUAUCUGGAGCCUUCUUCUGCCCCCUGCCAUCUUAGUCCUGGAGUUUAAAAGCAAAGCUGAGAUGUGCCACGUGCCGCAGUCCCAUGAGGCAAUGCUGUUUGGACUUGACACUGCAAAGUCAGUACCAGCUCACGAGGAAACUGAUCACACGGAUGCAGAGCGAGGCCCGUCUUUCUGUGACAAAUGUCUCGGUCCUGUGUCAGAAACUGUGUCCUCUGUGACCGUUCAUUGUCUGUCCUGGAUCACGAGGCUCUACGAGUUCUACACAGCUCCUGUUGUCAAGUUCUGGUUUCACACAAUGUCCUACCUGGCCUUUCUCAUGCUGUUCUCCUACGUCGUCCUGGUGAAGAUGGAGGACCGGCCCAGUGUUCAGGAAUGGCUCGUCAUAGCUUACAUCCUGUCCACUGCGGUGGAGAAAACCAGAGAGGUGCUCAUGUCUGAGCCGAGGAAGCUGAGCCAGAAGCUGAAGAUCUGGUUCUCAGAGUACUGGAACAUUUCAGAUUUCAUCGCCAUCCUCCUCUUCCUGGCCGGACUGGCGUUGCGUUGGCAUAACGAUCCGUACUGGAAGGCAGGACGUAUCAGUUACUGCCUGGACAUCAUCUUCUGGUUCGUCAGGGUGUUGGAUCUGCUGGCUGUCAAUCAGCAUGCGGGCCCUUACCUCACCAUGAUCACUAAGAUGACCCGCAACAUGUUCUUCAUCGUGGUGAUGAUGGCGAUAGUGCUGCUGAGCUUCGGGGUGUCCAGGAAGGCCAUCCUGUCUCCAGACGAGGAGCCGUCCUGGAGCCUAGCCCGAGACGUGGUCUUCAUGCCGUACUGGAUGAUCUAUGGAGAGGUGUACGCCACAGAGAUAGUGUGUGGCGACGGCGUUUCGUGUCCUCCUGCUUCCUUCCUCACGCCCUUCCUCCAGGCUGUCUACAUGUUCUUCCAGUACAUCAUCAUGGUCAACAUUCUCAUUGCAUUUUUUAACAACAUCUACUUUGACAUGGCGUCGACGUCCAAUAAGCUGUGGAAGUACAACCGUUACCGCUACAUCAUGACCUAUCAGGAGAGGCCGUGGCUGCCUCCGCCUCUGAUCGUCCUCAGUCACGUGACCUCAGCUUUGAGAGUCAUCUACCGGAGAUGUAAGGGAGGCGCUGAGCGGGAGGAGCGAGGCACAGGACUCAAGCUCCUUCUGGGCCACGAGGAUCGUAAGAAGCUCCACGAGUUCGAGGAGAAAUGUGUGCAGGCCUACUUCCACGAGAGGAGCGACGGACAGGACAGCAGUCAGAUCAACAGGAUCAGAGCCACAGCUGAAAGAACAGAAGAGAUGUGCACGAUGGCGGCCGAGGUCUCAGAGAAGGUCAACUUCAUCCAGAACAGCCUGUCGGACUUGGACGGUCAGCUGGGCCAACUCCAGGACCUCUCGGCGCUGGCCGUGGACACCCUCACUCUGCUCUCUGCUUCUGACAGCCGACAUCAGGAGGAGGCGUGCCUGGCUCAGUGUCGACCCAUCGCGGCGUCCUGCCACAUCCUCCCCCACAGCUGGACCCUCCCGCACAGGAGCGGAGCGGACUGCGAUGUACUUAACGUGCGGCGAGUCAUGGCCAAGUCGUGUAAAAGCAUGCCGCCCUCUCUGCUGAAGAGCCACGUCGGAGCCAGGGGCAGCAGAGGAGGAAGACAAGGACACGCUGAGGAGACUGAGGAAGGACCGAAGGAGGAGGAAUCUUCCAUGGAAGAGGAGGAAGAAGAAGAGGAGGAGGAGGAGCAGGGGGAGGAAAGGAAACUGUCUGAUACGGUAUCCAAAGCCUCCAGCACCGCCGGCCUUCUGUCUGACCCUCAAGACAUCUCCGAGGGUUUGGUCAAUCCUGCGUUUACUGACGACGAAGGCCAACCAAGUUCUCGGUCCAGACCUUUCAGCCAAUGGGGAAGACCUGUGAAACCCCCCAGGUGGGCGUGUAUGUCCAGAGACCGUCCCUACGGCUACUGCAGGUCUCUGUCGUCCAGCGUGGAGAACAUCACUUUCUCCGGGACGCCCCUCAGUCCUCUGAACGAACCAAUGAGCAAAGAGGGUUUGUCUUGUGGGAGGAGUUUUAGGGACGACACGUCACUACAGUGCAGCGGGGACAGAGAGUGGUCCAGGUCCUCUGACUUCACCCACACAGACAGCAGAGGCAAAAACCAGAACAGGAAGACGGUGAAGAUACAAGAGAGCAGUCCAGACCCUGUCGCCGUGCAGUCCCACCUGUCUGACGCCUGCUGGAGAAGGUGCCGCCGGCUGAGAGGAGAAGCUCGAUGUUGGUCAGCUUCAACCAGCCUCAAUCAGCUCAACUUCGAACCGAUGGAUUUGUUGCAGAAACAAAUGUUUUCCCAUCAGGACAUGUGGAGCCCGACUCACUCAGCCUGGAACAGCUGGGCCAUAUCAAUGAGCCGGAGGUCUUCGUUACAGAGCGGGGUCGCUCCUGAAGUGAAGAGCUCCCCGUUCCAGUCCACAGAAAACUUGUACCCGCACUAUUCAGCGAUGGAGAGAAACAACCUGAUGCGACUGGCUCACAACAUUCCCUUCACGCCUGUUUCCAUCAUGGGAGGUGAAGAGGUGAGCAUCUACUCCCUGGAGGAGGUGCCUUCUGAGUCCAACACAGCCUCCUCUUGGUCCUCACGAGGCCUGUCUGCCAUGCUGCAGCCCCUCUCCAGCGAGGAGGGCUCUCUGGAUGGGGGUCUGCGGCAGGGCUGCAGGGUGCUGUGCACAUGGGCAGAACAGAACGUGCUCAAACCUGGUCUGGUGUACGUGGUCAAAGCCUUUAGGUCCGAGGUGGUUCGUGCCUGGCAGAGGUACUUCCAUGGGAGCACGGCGCUGCAGCUUUGUUUGAGGGAGAUCCAGCAGCAGAGAGCCGCCCAGAAGAUGAUGCAUGUGUUCAACCAGGUCAAACCCGACGACAUGCACCACUCGCCGAGGUUUCUGGACGUCUCGCUGGUCCUCUGGCAUUCAAACGGCCAGUGGCUGACCAUCGAGAGGAACAUGUCCGGCGACUUCAGGAAGUACAACAACAACACAGGAGAGGAGAUCGCCCCUUGCUGUUCGUUGGAGGAAACGCUGCUCGCGUUCUCUCAUUGGACGUACGAGUACUCGUGCAGAGAGCUCGUGGUGCUCGACAUACAAGGAGUCGGAGAGACGCUGACUGAUCCAACAGUGAUUAUGGCAGACGAUCAAAGUGUCAGCCGGGGUGAGAUGCUCUUCGGUCCCGAUAACCUCGGAGACGCUGCCGUCAAAGGUUUCCUGCAGAAACACUCCUGCAGCGCCUGCUGUCGCAGACUCGGCCUGACAGAUUUAAGGAAGCGUCCGGACAGCAGCGAGGCCUAGAAACAAGAGGAACACGAGGAACCAGAGGAACCAGAGGAACCUUUGACUCAGGAAGUAAAACAUCAAAAGACACAUGCACUUUUUACCAACACGUAUCGAGACACGACGGCCUGGAAACACAAAAUACUGACUCUGAUUAGACAGAUCAUCGGCCUGUGACUGGACACUACAGAUUUUAUCACUGCAGUUUGUACAAAUGAUGCUCAUAUUCUUUAAAGUAAAUACUAUCAGGAGGAUUAUUCUUAUAAAAAUGAUGUUUUCUUUGUUUUUGGAUGAAAUUUAAACAUCACAAAGGCCUAAAUAACAAUUUUUUGUACUAAUAUUUUGAUUAUUGAGACAAUAAUUACUGUUUAUUUAACUUAAAUGUAAUGGAUUAAUGUACUGUACUAAAAUAAACACAUCUCAGUGUAAGCGUGUGCGUGCGAGACAGAAAAACGAGGCAGAAAUGCACCCAUAAAAUUUCUUUUAUUUAUUUUUUUUUCUUCCCACAA
This is a messenger RNA of Larimichthys crocea (large yellow croaker), 6148 nucleotides long. It is a transcript of the gene trpm6, whose product is annotated as transient receptor potential cation channel, subfamily M, member 6. Gene Ontology annotation, biological process: monoatomic cation transmembrane transport; protein phosphorylation; protein tetramerization. Gene Ontology annotation, molecular function: monoatomic cation channel activity; ATP binding; protein serine/threonine kinase activity. The transcript has 40 exons. Bases 45 to 5657 code for a protein of 1870 amino acids. Gene Ontology annotation, cellular component: apical plasma membrane; plasma membrane. The record is from RefSeq and is a predicted model, not a curated record. Lineage: Eukaryota; Metazoa; Chordata; Actinopteri; Sciaenidae.